Molecule: messenger RNA, 2079 nt
Organism: Thalassophryne amazonica
Lineage: Eukaryota; Metazoa; Chordata; Actinopteri; Batrachoidiformes; Batrachoididae
Gene: ccna2
Product: cyclin A2
Exons: 8
Coding region: 414-1715 (433 amino acids)
Biological process (GO): regulation of cyclin-dependent protein serine/threonine kinase activity; mitotic cell cycle phase transition
Cellular component (GO): nucleus; cytoplasm; cyclin A2-CDK2 complex
Molecular function (GO): cyclin-dependent protein serine/threonine kinase regulator activity
Source: RefSeq, a predicted model, not a curated record
AUUGGUUGUUGAAGUAGUCGCGGGCUACUUGAACUGAUUGAACGUAACAGCUGAGCGUUUGUGCUCUGGUGUUAGCUAAAGGGUAACUGGUCGGUAAGGAAAGAUUUUUCGAACAAUGGCAUCUUGAAAACACAGUUCUCUAUAAACGUUACGCUCAGUCAUUAUUAUUUUUCUUUUUAAUGCUCGAAUGAUUCUUUUUCGAGCCGUGAUUCCGCUCGCUGCUGCUUUUUGUGAUACUGGUAACGUUAAGUUUCCUUAUUGGAGUCGUAGUUAAUGUUAGCCUCAUCUGGUGUCUGUACGUGACCUCGUAUUUAUUUAUUUUCCUCCCCACGCGUACAACGACGCGUAACCGCUUUCACAUCUGGUGAACAAGCGGCGACAGCCGAGGGAGGCUAGUUUGUUUGAAAGGAACCAUGUCAGCAGCAGCUAACAACGCGGCUAAUGAGCGACACAACCAGGAGAACAUGUUGUCCAGACUGAGGAGUAACGUGGCGCUUAAAGCCAGAGUUCCUCCAGCCGAAAACCAGGAGAACCUGCCCCCCAAAGCGACCACCAGAACCGUUCUGGGAGUCCUGCAGAACGUUCAACGGUGCAAGACCCAGAACCAGCGCGGCACUAAGCAGGAACUGCAAGGCCUCUGCUGUAAAAAUGAAGAGCCCACUAAAAGCGGUUAUGAAAAGGCUACGUCCAAGCAGCCACCUUUCCAAAUUCACAUUGACAAGCCAGAUGGUGCCGGCAGCAAGAAGCAAUCUGUGGCAGAAGCUGUUAAAGUGAAGCCUGCAGCUGAAGACUCUGCUGUGAAGGUCAGCAGUGCUGUGGCACGACUUCGACAGCCUCUUGCUACUAUCGAGAUGCCAUCUGUGAUGGAUGUUAGUUUUGACUCUCCCAUGGAUAUGUCUGUGGUUGAGUGUGAAGAGAAAACUGUUGAUGUAAAUGAGGCCCCAGAAUAUGCUGCUGAGAUCCAUUCCUAUCUAAGGGGUGUGGAGGUGAAAACUCGGCCUAAAACAGGUUAUAUGAAGAAGCAACCUGACAUCACAAACAGCAUGAGGGCUAUCCUGGUGGACUGGCUGGUUGAGGUUGGAGAAGAGUACAAGCUCCAAAAUGAGACUCUAUAUUUGGCUGUCAACUAUAUUGAUCGCUUCCUUUCAUCAAUGUCAGUCUUGAGAGGAAAGCUUCAGCUUGUUGGGACUGCUGCCAUGUUGCUUGCAUCGAAAUUUGAAGAAAUCUACCCUCCAGAAGUGGCAGAGUUUGUCUACAUUACAGAUGACACCUACACAAAGAAGCAGGUGUUGAAGAUGGAGCAUCUGGUGCUCAAAGUGCUGUCAUUUGAUCUGGCAGCACCAACAAUCAACCAGUUUCUGACUCAGUACUUCCUCACUCACUCAGUGAGCAAACAGGUUGAGAGCCUGGCAAUGUACCUAAGUGAGCUCAGUCUAGUGGAUUCAGAUCCCUUCUUGAAGUACCUGCCAUCUCAGAUGGCUGCUGCAGCAUUCAUCCUGGCAAACAAUACCACCACUGGUGGCUCAUGGCCUAUGUCAUUAUCAGAAAUGACUGGCUACUCCCUGGAGGACUUGAUGCCCUGCGUUGAGGAUCUGCACCAAGCCCAUCUGAACGCUCCUCAGCAUGCUCAGCAGUCUGUUCGGGAAAAGUACAAAAGCAGCAAAUACCAUGAGGUUUCCCUCAUCAAUGCCCCAACAAAACUGCUGCUGAAGUGAAUUGUUUAGAUGUCUUCCCACUUUUUUUUUUUUUUUUUUUUUUUAUAAAUGGUCAUCUCUCAAUUUUGAGAGCUGCUCUUGUUGGAGUGGGCAUUAAGUGGCUAGUUUUAAACUAUUUUUAUACUCAUGCCAAGUGCUAUAGUGACAAGUUGAAUAAUCAGGCAGAACAUGGUUUCAUGACAUGAGGCUUCUUUCAGUUCUUUCACCUUCCCCUGCACAGGUUGAGCAGAUGUUCUCAGUUAAUCUCUGCUGGUGUAACAUCUGAAUUACACAGCCUUUGGGGGAUGUAAAUUAAACUAAGAUGACUGCUUAAAUUGUCCCCUGCACUGUAAAAUAUGGCUCUUGUAAAUAAAACUUUUAAGAA